AUGUAUACCCAAUCACCUUUUACACCUGCUCAGAUUGAAGAGAAGCUUCAACAGGCUAUAGUUGCACUUCAAUUAAAAGAAUUUAAAUCAAUUAGAAAGGCUGCAGAGCAUUUUGAAGUCCCUAAGUCCACUCUAGCCGAUAGGCUGGCUGGGAAGAAAACACGUUCCCAAACCCACGAAAUGGCUCAAAUUCUUUCAAACGCAGAAGAAAAUACUCUUGUACGAUGGAUUUUACGACUCACGAUCACUGGAUUCCCUGCUACACCUAUGUUGGUGAAGGAAAUGGCCGAUGAAAUUCGUCUUCGACACACUUGGUUUGAUGCGUUUCGUAUAUAUCUUAUUGAACGAAAGUAUGAAUUAGAUGAUAUAUAUAAUAUGGACGAAACCGGAUUUGGAGUUGGAAGUAUUCAAAUUACAUGUAUUAUAAUCGAUUCUACUCAGAAAUCGAAUUGGAAAGUUACAGCUGGCAAGCAAGAAUGGAUAACUGCAUUUGAAUAUGUCAAUGCAGCUGGAAAGGCUCUAUCACCUAUAAUCAUUUUCAAGGCUCAGAAUACGAAUUCUGCAUGGAUUCCAAAGGAUACAUCUCAAAGCUGGCAGUUCUCUACUAGUACGAAUGGAUGGACCUCAAAUAAUCAUGGAUUAGAAUGGCUAAAAAGGGUUUUCGAACCAGAAUCCAAGAAAGUGUUAGGUGACCGACCUCGACUUUUGAUCAUGGAUGGCUAUUCAAGUCAUAUUACAGGCAGCUUUAUUGCUUUCUGUAUAGAGAAGGAUAUUGAUUUACUUAUAUUACCUUCUCAUUGCUCCCACUUGCUUCAGCCACUUGAUAUUGCGGUGUAUGGGCCAAUGAAACGAUAUCAUGCUUUGGGGGUCGAUCGAUAUUCUCGAAUCUUUAAUACAGCUCUAGCAAGCAGUGGUUCUCCUGCAUCACCAACUCGUCGAUAUGCUAAGAGAAUGACUAGGCUUGUAGAAUCUCAAAAUGCUGAGAUAGCCUUACUUCGGAAACAGCUCGCUGAUGCUCAGGAAGUAAUUGAGACUCGAAAAAAGAGAACUAAAGGCAAAAGAGUCAAAUUACAAGGUCAAUUUGUCUUUAGUACUAAGGAAAUACUGAAAAUAGUACAUGAGGCGGAGGAAAAACCUAAGGAGAAAAAGCCACGAGGACGACCACGCAAGCGCCCAAUUGAAGAAUCAGAAGAAGAGAUUGAAGAAGAAGAGCUAGAGAAUAGUUCAAAUGAUUCAGAAUUGGAAUUGGAGGAUUGUGUGGCUUGUAGAACAAGAUCGCGUGUAGAAUAA
Messenger RNA from Sclerotinia sclerotiorum 1980 UF-70, 1290 nucleotides. RefSeq lists its product as hypothetical. Gene Ontology annotation, molecular function: DNA binding. The coding region runs from base 1 to 1290 and encodes 429 amino acids. Gene Ontology annotation, cellular component: nucleus. The record is from RefSeq and is a predicted model, not a curated record. The transcript has 3 exons. Lineage: Eukaryota; Fungi; Ascomycota; Leotiomycetes; Helotiales; Sclerotiniaceae.